Molecule: messenger RNA, 1412 nt
Organism: Impatiens glandulifera
Lineage: Eukaryota; Viridiplantae; Streptophyta; Magnoliopsida; Ericales; Balsaminaceae
Product: equilibrative nucleotide transporter 8
Exons: 2
Coding region: 132-1355 (407 amino acids)
Biological process (GO): nucleoside transmembrane transport
Cellular component (GO): plasma membrane
Molecular function (GO): nucleoside transmembrane transporter activity
Source: RefSeq, a predicted model, not a curated record
UCAAGCAAAUCAUUCAUUUACCAUUAAAUUUCUUCAUGUCCAAUCCAAACAUCAUUUUCAGCUAAACCACUUUUUGCCACUUAAAAUCAAACUCAACCAGUUGAGGAAAGAAGAAGAAGAAGAUUAAUGAAAUGGAAAUUGCUAAAGAGGGUAAUACUAGUAGAGAUCAUCAAACAGAGCCUAGAGACACUUACAAAAUAGCUUAUACAUUCCAUUUCUUGUUUGGUGCUGGAAAUUUACUUCCAUGGAAUGCUUUAAUCACUGCAGUUGAUUACUUCAACCAACUCUAUCCAUCAUCCAAUCAUAUCGAGCGAGUUUUUUCAGUUUGUUACAUGACUUCUUCUCUGUUAGUUCUCUCAAUUCUCAUGAAUUGGACCCAUAAUAAUAAUAAGAAGAAACCUGGUAGUUUCAGGCUGAGGAUGAACUUGGGUUUUUCCAUGUUAAUCCUCACCAUGAUCCUAAUUCCUUUACUCGAUUGGACCAGCCACUGUUCGAGACCAAACAUAGCAGCAUAUUAUGUAACAAUUGCAUCCGUCGUCGUAUGUGGCCUAGCCGAUGGCUUGAUUGGUGGAAGCUUAAUUGGAUCUGCAGGAAAUCUUCCUAAACAGUACAUGCAAGCCAUUUUCGCAGGAACAGCUUCUUCAGGUAUUCUAGUAUCAAUGCUGAGGAUAAUAACGAAAGCAUCGCUUCCUCAAACUCCCAAAGGUCUACAAACGAGUGCACAUUUGUAUUUCAUCAUAACAACUGUUAUUUUGUUGAUCUGCAUCGUCUGUUGCAACCUGUUGUACAAGUUACCUGUCAUGCAAGAGCAUUAUAAGCUUCUAUCUGACAACGAUAGUCUGUUGUCGAAUUCUCGACCGAAAUUUUGGGAGGUUGCGAGAAAAAUACGGUGGCCUGCGUUUGGAGUUAUGUUUAUAUACGCUGUGACUCUUUCCAUCUUUCCUGGAUUCAUAUCUGAUAACAAUUUGAAGUCUACCAGUGUUAAGAAGGAUUGGUACCCUGUUCUGUUGAUUACGGUUUAUAACUUUUCAGAUUUAGUUGGGAAAUGUUUACCUGCAGUUUAUGUACCAAAAGGAGUCGGGAAGGCUACGUGGGGUUGUAUUAUGCGGGUUUUGUUCUAUCCUAUGUUUACGGUUUGUCUACAUGGUCCUAAGUGGAUGAAAACAGAAGUACCCAUCGCAAUUCUGACAAUGGCUCUUGGAGUGAGUAAUGGGUAUUUGACAAGUGUCAUAAUGAUGAUUGUUCCUAAAUCUGUGCCGACUUCGGAAGCUGAAGUGGGUGCGGUUGUGAUGGCAGUUUCAUUGGGAAUUGGUCUGGUUGCUGGUUCGGUUCUUGGUUGGUUUUGGGUCAUUUGAUAAAUGUCUGUUACUGUUUUCAUUUACAUGUUUCAGUUGAAGUCUCUAAAUCUAUGU